CUAAUUACAAACACCCACUCUUGCCCUGAAGACACAGAGGAGGAUACAGCAGGAAUGUGACUGAGGAGUAGCGCGUGUGAGCAUCAUCUGAAAACAUCCACCUGGAGGAGGACUCUCUGGGGCUGCAGCAGCGUUUUGACAGGCCAGUGUGUGCUGCUGGCCGGGGGAUGCCAGGCAGACGGAGAGAGGAGGCCUGAACACGAUGACCAGCCAGGACAAGUGGGUCACGCUGACCCCGGCCGAAUUCUCCCUGCUGCAGGAGUACGCUCAGUACUCGACCAAGAAGCUGAAAGAUGUGCUGCAGGAGUUCCACGGCGACGGCGUGCUGGCCAAAUACAAUCCAGAGGAGAAGCAGGAAAUCCUCAGCCAGGAGAUUGACUUUGAGGGCUUCAAGGUCUUUAUGCAGACGUUCUUGGAGAGCGAACUGCCCGAGGAGUUCUGUCAACAUCUCUUCCUGUCGUUUAGCAACAAGGGGCCCAAACCCAGUCCGUCAUCGUCUGACAAACCCAAAGUCUCUGGGCUCAAGCUGAUCAAAGGCAACUCGACCCCUCUGAAGGUGCCCGCGCCGCCCAGGCCUCUGGACACGGUGCAGCUCAAAGACAUCGUGUGUUACCUCUCGCUGCUGGAGGGCGGACGUCCCGAGGACAAACUGGAGUUUAUGUUUCGCCUCUAUGACACCGAUGGGAAUGGCUCUUUGGACAGCUCGGAGCUGGAACACAUUAUCUCCCAGAUGAUGCAUGUGGCUGAGUACCUGGAAUGGGACGUGACAGAACUGAAACCAAUCCUCCAGGAAAUGAUGCAGGAGAUCGACUACGACCGCGACGGCACGGUGUCACUGGAGGAGUGGAUCCAGGGCGGCAUGACCACCAUCCCCCUGCUGGUGCUGCUGGGCCUGGAGACGAAUGUGAAGGACGACGGGCACCACGUGUGGAGGCUGAAGCACUUCAACAAGCCGGCCUACUGCAACCUGUGUCUCAACAUGCUGAUCGGCCUGGGCAAGCAGGGCCUCUGCUGCUCCUUCUGCAAGUACACCGUCCACGAGCGCUGUGUGGCCCGCGCGCCUCCGUCUUGUAUCAAAACCUACGUCAAGUCCAAGAAAAACACAGAGGUAAUGCAUCAUUUCUGGGUGGAGGGGAACUGCCCCACCAAGUGUGACAAGUGUCACAAAACCAUUAAGUGUUACCAGGGCCUGACUGGGCUGCACUGUGUGUGGUGCCAAAUCACGCUCCACAACAAGUGUGCCUCCCAUGUGAAACCUGAGUGUGACUGCGGACCCCUGAAGGAUCACAUCCUGCCCCCCAACACGAUCUGCCCCGUCGUUCUGGAGAGGCAGUCGACUGUGAGGAAAGACUCCAGGUCCAGCCAGUCGAGCCGAGGGAAGAUGCAGAGAGCCAACUCAGUCACAGUGGACGGCCAAGGCCUGCAGAUCACAACAAUAGAGGGCACUCAUCCUCUGCUAGUGUUUGUCAAUCCGAAGAGCGGGGGGAAGCAGGGAGAAAGGAUUUACAGAAAGUUCCAGUAUCUUCUGAACCCGAGGCAAGUGUACAACCUGGCCAAGAACGGACCCAUGCCGGGGUUGAACUUCUUCAGAGACGUUGCUGAUUUCAGAGUGCUGGCCUGCGGAGGCGACGGCACCGUGGGCUGGAUCCUGGACUUCAUAGAUAAGGCCAACCUGGACAGGAACCCCCCGGUGUGUGUACUUCCUCUUGGCACCGGCAACGACCUGGCAAGAUGUCUGCGCUGGGGAGGAGGCUACGAGGGCGAGAGCCUGCUGAAGAUCCUGCGGGACAUCGAGAACAGCAGCGAGGUGAUGCUGGACCGCUGGAAGAUUGACGUCACGCCCACAGACAAGGAGGAGCGCGGCGACCCGGUGCCUUACAGCAUCAUCAACAACUACUUCUCCAUCGGCGUGGACGCCUCCAUCGCACAUCGCUUCCACAUCAUGCGGGAGAAGCACCCUGAGCGGUUUAACAGCAGAACAAAGAAUAAACUGUGGUACUUUGAGUUUGGCACUUCGGAGACCUUCUCGGCCACAUGUAAGAAGCUCCACGACUUUCUGGAGGUUGAGUGCGACGGCAUCACUCUGGACCUCAGCAGCAUCUCCUUGGAAGGCAUCGCCAUCCUCAACAUUCCCAGCAUGCACGGCGGCUCCAACCUGUGGGGGGAGAGCAAGAAGAGGAGGGGGAAUCGGAAGGCGGGGAAAAAGGCCCAGGACAAGAGGACGACGGUGGUGGACCCCAAAGAGCUCAUGUUCGCCGUUCAAGACCUGUCGGACCAGCUGCUGGAGGUGGUGGGUCUGGAGGGAGCCAUGGAGAUGGGUCAGAUCUACACGGGCCUGAAGAGCGCGGGGAGACGCCUGGCGCAGUGCUCCUCUGUAACCAUCAGAACCACCAAAUCCCUUCCGAUGCAGAUUGAUGGCGAGCCGUGGAUGCAGACCCCCUGCACCAUCGAGAUUGUCCACAAGAACCAGGCUCCCAUGCUGAUGGGACCGCCGCAAGGCAGCAGCUUCUUCUCCUCAGUCAUCCGACGAACGCGCAGCGAGAGCAAAGACUGA
Molecule: messenger RNA, 2554 nt
Organism: Myripristis murdjan (pinecone soldierfish)
Lineage: Eukaryota; Metazoa; Chordata; Actinopteri; Holocentriformes; Holocentridae
Gene: dgkb
Product: diacylglycerol kinase, beta
Exons: 25
Coding region: 203-2554 (783 amino acids)
Biological process (GO): phospholipase C-activating G protein-coupled receptor signaling pathway
Cellular component (GO): plasma membrane
Molecular function (GO): calcium ion binding; ATP-dependent diacylglycerol kinase activity
Source: RefSeq, a predicted model, not a curated record